Messenger RNA from Zalophus californianus (California sea lion), 3806 nucleotides. It is a transcript of the gene TATDN1, whose product is annotated as TatD DNase domain containing 1. The transcript has 12 exons. The record is from RefSeq and is a predicted model, not a curated record. Gene Ontology annotation, cellular component: cytosol. Lineage: Eukaryota; Metazoa; Chordata; Mammalia; Carnivora; Otariidae. The coding region runs from base 32 to 1054 and encodes 340 amino acids. Gene Ontology annotation, molecular function: 3'-5'-DNA exonuclease activity.
GGUCAGGUAGGCACCGGGCCCGCAGAACGCCAUGACGACCCGCUUCCUCCAGCGGCCGCGGGGGUUCCCGGGAAGCCGGAGGCUGGGCCUAGGGGCGGGGCAGCCGGAAGGGCGGGGCGACAGCGACUACUUCCGCUUCCGCCGGGGAGGAAACCGUGCUGCUAACAUGAGUCGCUUCAAGUUCGUGGAUAUUGGUAUCAACUUGACAGAUCCUAUGUUCAGAGGAAUUUAUAGGGGAGUUCAGAAGCAUCAAGAUGACUUACAAGAUGUAAUAGAGAGAGCUGUCCAGAUUGGUGUUAAAAAGUUUAUGAUUACAGGUGGAAAUCUGCAGGACAGUAAAGAGGCACUGCAUUUGGCACAAACAAAUGAUAUGUUUUUCAGUACAGUUGGAUGUCAUCCUACAAGAUGUGAUGAAUUUGAAAAGAAUGAUCCUGAUCUUUACUUAAGGGAGUUGUUAAAUCUUGCUGAAAACAAUAAGGGGAAAGUUGUAGCAAUAGGGGAGUGUGGACUGGAUUUUGACCGACUACAGUUCUGUCCCAAAGAUACUCAGCUCAAAUAUUUUGAAAAACAGUUUGAACUGGCAGAACAAACAAAAUUACCAAUGUUUCUUCACUGUAGGAACUCACAUGCUGAAUUUUUGGACAUAAUGAAAAGAAACAGAGACCGGUGUGUGGGGGGAGUGGUGCAUUCAUUUGAUGGUACGAAGGAAGCAGCAGCCGCCUUGACUGACUUGGAUCUCUACAUAGGAUUUAAUGGCUGCUCACUGAAAACUGAGGCUAAUUUGGAAGUUCUGAAGUCAAUACCUAGUGAAAAACUAAUGAUUGAAACUGACGCACCUUGGUGUGGAGUGAAAAGUACACAUGCUGGAUCAAAAUACAUAAAAACUUCAUUUCCUACCAAAAAGAAGUGGGAAAAUGGGCACUGUGUAAAAGACAGGAAUGAGCCCUGCCAUAUAAUUCAAAUACUGGAGAUAAUGUCAGCAGUGAGAGAGCAGGAUCCAUUGGAAUUAGCCAAUACACUAUAUAACAACACCAUUAAAAUAUUUUUUUCCUGAUGGUAUGUUCUUUCCAUUUCCCAUCAUUUAUGUAAAAUUUCAUGGUAAAACCUACUGAAAGAUUGAAUAAAGGAAUUCUCUGGAAGUUGUCUUGAGUUAUUCCAUAUUACUACAUACUAUACCCCCAUUUUUAUCCAUCAAGUCAGAUCAGAAUUUUAGUAUCAAUUGAGGUCUUAGUUUACAACAAUGAAAAUUCCCAAAUAUUUUGUAAUCGCUUCAAAAGUCUGAAAGGACAAUUUUAUGUCAACACUGCAAACAGAAUGGCCAACAAAUAUACUGGUUUUAUUUACAUCAAAAUUAAACAAUUAGCACAUUCUGGUUUUUAUACCAAAGUUUAGUUGAUAAAAGCCUGUUUCUCAACUCUUACACAGUCUCUGAAUCAUGACUUUUGAACCUAGCUCAGCCACAUGCUACACUCAGAUUUCAAAAAAGUCUCUUCUGGCAGCCUAUUUUCUCCUUCGUUUUAAAAUACUCUACAUGUAUAGCUUUUAUCCUCUGGUCCAAAUUAUUUCCUUGACUUAAUGUGGUCUCCUCUGAUUUGCAUUUUCAUUUUCCCACCCAUUUUAAAGAAAAACUAGGGUCCAGAGUUAGAUACUUUUAUAUGCUUUCAUUGAGGAAUCUUUGGCACAGUUGACGCACUGUAUUAUAUCAUUACAUCUAUUAAAAAGCUGUUUGUUCAAAUUUUGUCAUAAAAACGUGAAAACAUUUUAUUCUAUGUACAAUAAUGUACACAAAUUUAAAUAGGUCACCAAAGAGACCAGAAGUAAUUAAAGAGGUAUAUUUACAGUAGCACAUCACAGUAAACGGAAAACCAUUCACAGAUUCAACAUGGAUACUGUUUUUGUGCUUGGUUACACACUGAAGUGAAGCAUAUUACUCCAUUUUGGAUGAACUGAAUUUUAAACAAAUAACCUCAAUGAUUAGUAAAUGCUAUUUUAAUCAGUAUCAUCAUUAAGUUCUUCAGCUGCUGGGCCUGUGUGCUGAAUCACUCCAUUUCUUUCUCUUUGAACAUCAUCAUCACAAUCUGUACUGUCAUCUUCAUUCAAUUCCCUGUCAGAUUCAGCAGCAGCUUCUCUUACAGCUUCCUCUGGAUUUUCAUUGGGUGCAAUAAAUCCAUUGUUGUUAGAUAUAUUUGAAUUAUCCUUAAUAUCAUCUUCGAUGUACACUUUCUGAUGGCACAUUGGACAAGUAUCUUGGAUGUACAGCCAUUUCCGAAGGCAAAGUGCAUGGAAGUAAUGAUUACAUGGUGUGAUGCGAGCAGAUGUUGUAAACUCAUGAUAGCAGAUUGCACAUACAUCAUCUAUUUCUUGUAAGCGGCUCCCUUUUAUUUCAGGAAGUGAAUUAAUUUUCUUAACAGCAGUCCUACGGUUCAUGAAUGUCUUCCAGCCAUUUUUUGCUUGUAAGUAGAUGUUAAAAUAUGCAUGUAGACACAUCAUACAAGCCCGAAUUUUACUUCCUGACUCAAACAUCAUAGUGUAAGCCCCAUUUCCAAACAUUACUACUCCAAAUAUAAAUUCAAUUAUAUUGCCUGUUGAACGAACAUAGUAGACAUAAUCAUCAAGCUUUUCCCAAAGGACAUUAUAGUAGCCAUCAAUCAUGAAUAACGUAUACACAGUGAGAGAAACAAUUACUUUUAAGCAGAGUUCCACACAAAAGGCUGUAACUGCGAACAACCAUGUAUUUAGUGCAUAGUGAUGCCAAAGAAUGUAACUGAGUAAAACAGGAAGAAUAAACAGGCAAGCAGAGACAAAGAGCACAGGAAAAUGUCUACGGAAAGAUGACACAUGAGAGGCACUGAGAGACAUUAAUACAGGGUCUGUCAUUCCGUGGAUGAAAUGCAGGACUGCAGUUAAUAAAAGGCACAUGUUUCUACUUAAGCGAAUAAGUCUCUCUUCUGGUCUUAGCCCACUUAAACCAGUCUGAAGAGCCAAAAUAAAAAAUAAAACAGGUGCUACGAAGCCAAGCCGCCUGUCGUCUUCUUCGGUUGAUCCAAUAAAGGCCAAUAUUCCAAGGCCCAAAUAAUGGGCUAUUGAGGAAAUUACAGCACUCAUGCCCAGUACAGUUAGUGUAGAAUCACAUCCACUAAUUAUAAGAUUGCAAAUGAGGUCCCAGAAGUCAUCCCAAGAAAUAAAGAAGGAAUCCGUUUCAUUUGCCAUCCUUAAAAUGUACACCAACACUGUAGCCUGAGCUGUAAUUCUCGUUAGCCAAAAGACUCUCAGUAUAUCUGGGAAACGAAUCCUCUUCCAUGUGUCCUCCAGUAAUAACUGUAAUCCAUAAAUUCUAUACAUGUGCCUCACCAAAAGAUAAACAUAUCGUGUAGAAUAAUAAAACCACUUAAGUUUCACUGCCAAGACAAGCACUGUGUUUAAUGUGAGAAUCAAGGAAGAAGUAAAAACUAAAGUCUCUCGGAUGUGUAAUGGGAGCUCUGUGAUUAAGCCUAUUACAGGAACCAAGAGAUCCAAAAUAAUUAAUUGUGAAUAGAUGGAAUGAAUUUGUAAUAGUGUAAUGUAUCCAAUUCCUAAGGUGAGCUGUAGAACGAUGAGUGCCAUCCACAGCGAGGGCCCUUUUCGAGGAAGCAGCUCAAUUCCGAAAGCUGAUGUGUUGUAGGCACCAUAGAAGUCAAUGUGCAAAGAAGCAUAAUAAUUUACCAACACUGAAGUUGCAGCUAAUAGAAAGGCUGAACUGUACAUGUAAAACUUGAAAAGUGAUCGUUGUGACAAGAUCAGAACAAUACUGGAUACAAAUAUACCUA